Molecule: messenger RNA, 1303 nt
Organism: Epinephelus lanceolatus (giant grouper)
Lineage: Eukaryota; Metazoa; Chordata; Actinopteri; Perciformes; Serranidae
Gene: elac1
Product: elaC ribonuclease Z 1
Cellular component (GO): nucleus
Molecular function (GO): 3'-tRNA processing endoribonuclease activity
Source: RefSeq, a predicted model, not a curated record
AGUGAGCAUGGCAGACAUGCCGCUUCAGUUCUAGUUGUAGACAGUUGUCACCUGUUGUCCUGUAACUUUUAGGAGUAUGGCCAUGGAUAUGACUUUCCUCGGGACGGGCUCGGCCUACCCGUCUCCUCACCGCGGUGCCUCGGCUCUGGUGCUGCGGACACAGGGGGAGUGUUGGCUGUUUGACUGCGGGGAGGGGACCCAGACCCAGCUGAUGAGGAGCCAGCUCAGAGCCGGUCGAAUCACCAAGGUUUUCAUCUCCCACUUACAUGGAGAUCACCUGUUUGGGCUGCCUGGUCUUCUCUGCACUGUGAGCCUCAACACCAACCCUGAGCAGCAGAACAUGAACUGUGUGGACAUUUAUGGGCCCCGGGGCCUCCGGCACUUUCUGAGGGUGACACUUGGCCUCACAGGAUCACAGCUGCUCUUCCCUUAUGCAGUGCAUGAGCUGGAGCCCACAACUGACCAGAGUCCAGAAGAGGGACAGCUCAGUCUGGAGAUCACAACAGAGCACGGUCCUCUGCACCCACAGGAGCAGCCUGGCAGGACGAUCCCCCUGGAUGUCUCAAGUGACUGUUAUCCCCUCUUUGAGGAUAAGACGUUUGUGGUGAAGGCCUUCAGGUUGUUUCACCGCAUCCCCUCCUUUGGUUUUUGCAUUCAGGAGCAUGAUCGACCUGGAAGACUGAAGACUGAAAUCCUGAAGGAACUAGGCCUGAAACCAGGGCCGCUUUAUGGGAGGUUGAAAACUGGUGAGCCUGUAACUCUGGAGAGUGGGCGUGUCAUUCUACCGAGUGAAGUGCUGGAAGAAGCCAUUCCUGGGAGGAAAGUUUGCAUAUUAGGAGACUGUAGCUCAGUUCUUGGGGAAGGACCACUGAGGCUGUGCAAUGCAGCAGACAUUCUGGUUCACGAGGCCACCCUUGGGGACGAGCACCGGGAGAAAGCAGUGGACCAUGGACACAGUACACCUGAAAUGGCGGCAACAUUGGCUAGGGCUUGCUGUGCACGGAGGCUGGUGCUGCACCAUUUCAGCCAGAGAUACAAACCUUGCUCUCUGCAGAAGGAAGGUGACGAGGAAGAUGUCUCAGAGCUCAAGAGACAGGCAGAAGAUGCCCUAAAGGACAGUGGUAUAGAAGUGACUCUAGCUGAGGACUUUCUUACUCUACCCAUUCCUCUUAGAAGACCAAGGUAAUGAAUUAUUAAUUGCUUUUAACCAUGUCACAUGGCCUUCAUCAUGUCAAAGCUCAAGGGUUAUUGAGAAAAUUGGAAAGUUUGAACAUCUAUGUAUGAUUAAAAUUGUAAAUUGAAA